Molecule: messenger RNA, 1482 nt
Organism: Priceomyces carsonii
Lineage: Eukaryota; Fungi; Ascomycota; Pichiomycetes; Serinales; Debaryomycetaceae
Product: mRNA splicing protein
Exons: 1
Coding region: 1-1482 (493 amino acids)
Biological process (GO): protein deubiquitination
Molecular function (GO): zinc ion binding; cysteine-type deubiquitinase activity
Source: RefSeq, a predicted model, not a curated record
AUGCUGACAACUUUUAAUGGUCAAAAGCAUAAGAAGCGGAAGCUUGAUCGCAUUUCAGCUGACGAAGAUGGCUCAGAGGAAGAAGAUCUUCCAGAUUAUAUGAAAAUUUCAGAAACGUACAAUGAUAUUGAAGAUCCUAUCAACGACGAGCACUACCUUGAAACAAUCGAUAGACAAGCAUUAGAUUUUGAUUUUGAGAGAAUAUGCUCAAUUUCUCUAUCCAGUGUGAAUGUGUACUGCUGCUUAGUAUGUGGAAAAUACUUUCAAGGUCGGUCUAUGUCAUCCCAUGCUUAUAAUCAUUCUAUAAAUAUGGAUCACCAUGUAUUCGUAAAUAUGAACACUGAAAAGUUUUAUGUUUUACCAAACAAUUACGAAAUUAAGUCUGCUCGGGCACUUAAAUCAUUGGCCGAUGUCAAAAAUCUCAUGAAUCCAACUUACAAUCCAAAUAGUGAGCUUCCUAAAUUAUCCUAUACCUUGAACAACGAGCCGUAUGAUGUUGGAUAUGUUGGCUUGAACAACAUUUCUUCAAACGACUACUUGAAUGUCAUUAUUCAGUUAUUGAGCCAUAUACCACCAAUUAAAAACUUUUAUCUCAACUUAUCAAGUAAGGAUAAUUUGAGGGGACUGAUGGCUAGGAAGUCUGAAUUGAAUUCCGAGUUUGGAUUUCUAGUUCGAAAGAUAUGGUCAAGUCAUUUGUAUAAAAAUCAUGUUUCUCCACAAGUAUUCUUACAAUUGGUUUCAAGAGUUUCCAAGAAACAUUUCUCAUUGAACAAACAGGGCUCUCCCAAGCAAUUUAUGGUAUGGUUAGUGAACCAGCUACACUCCCAAAUGAGUAAAGUCGUGAAAAGUAAGGAAACCGUGUUUCUGAACUCUUGUCAAGGGAGAGUAGAAGUGACUAAAAUAGCCAUAGAUCUGAAAGAGAAGGACAGUACCAUUAAAUUUAAGCUUGAUGAAUCAUCUGUAACUAAGGGAAUAUCAAACUUUUGGAUAUUAAGUUUAGAUGUCCCUAAAAUAUCAGUAUUUACUAAGAAAUCAAUGAUAACUGAAGUUUCCUUGAUGUCCUUAUUGAAGAAGUAUGAUGGUACUACCAAAUCACAAAGCUCACCAAAUGAAGUCAAGGUUUACAAACUUCUAGAGCCCUUGCCUCCUUACUUGUUUUUUCAUAUUGAUAGAACAUUGGAAGACACUUCUUCUGAAGGAAAUUCAACAGUUGUGAAAUAUCCUGAGCUUUUAGAUAUGUCUUCGUACGUUGGAUCUUCGCAUUUAACAAAUUACAGACUUCUUGCAAAUAUUAAACACUCUACUAUUCCAGGACCUGAUCUAAAUAAUGGCAAUGGUAAGCACAAGUGGUCAAUUGAUUUGCGUAAAGACAAUAAUGAUUGGCUUAAUAUUAAUGAUUUAGAGAUAAAAGAAUGCCAUUAUGAGUUAUUAUUUUUAGAUGAAAGCUAUAUACAAGUAUGGGAAAAGUUAGAUAUGAAUUAA